CUCGUCCUGCUUGUCAAGAAGGUGAAGAAGAAAGAAAGUUAAUCAGGACGGGGCAACGGGCGGACUCUGGAGCUUGUGAGGUUGCAUCAAGAUAAAUCACCGGGCAGCAGCAAAGCUGUAUGGCAUUGCUCUCCUUUUAAAGGAAGAAAAUAAAAGACUGGAAGCACGUCUCUGGAAGGGGAACUUCCCUGGCAGCAUUGCACAAUGAACGGGAGAGCAGUUCUCGGCUUAGCCCUGCUCUGGGCAGCGUGGCUAGUGUGCAGCUCUGAGAAGACAGCCAGGCCAGCAGAGAGAGGGAGCCAUGGAGUCAGGAAAGUGCCUCUCGCUCACAGGGCUCCCAGCAGCCUCCUGAGAAGGUCUGGAGCAUCCCUGAGGAAUCUGAGCCUGAAUCCCCAACAUCCUGUCACCAGGAGGGAUCCUUCAGCAUCUCCGAAGGCACCUGCCAAUCUCGUGCAUGAGGAAACACAUCCCCAGGCCAAGAGCACUGGGAGCAGAACGAGACGGGUACAGAGACUCAUGGCUGCAGCCAAGUACUCCAAGUCCACGAUGAUUAAAGAUGAGGGAAUAUCCACUGCAUCCCAGUCACGAACAGUGCGUUUCUCUUCAGGAUCAAGUUCCCCUAAUGUCCUGGCCAGUUUUGCUGGGAAGAACCGAGUGUGGGUUAUUUCUGCACCUCAUGCCUCUGAGGGCUACUAUCGGCUCAUGAUGAGCCUGCUGAAGAACGACGUCUACUGUGAACUAGCCGAGAGGCACAUCCAGCAGAUUGUGUUGUUCCACGAAGAAGGGGAAGAAGGGGGAAAAGUCAGGAGGAUAACAAAUGAAGGCAAAAUCCUGGAGCAUCCACUAGAUCCUGCCCUCAUCCCUAAGCUCAUGAGCUUUCUGAAGCUGGAAAAGGGGAAAUUUGGCAUGGUGCUGCUGAAGAAAACUCUGCAAGUGGAAGAAAGGUAUCCUUAUCCAGUCAGGCUGGAGGCCAUGUACGAAGUCAUUGAUCAAAGCCCCAUCAGAAAGAUUGAGAAGAUAAGGCAGAAGGGCUUCAUCCAGGCUUGCAAAGCAGCUGGGGUGGAGGGACAAGUGGUUGAGGAAGGCAACAACGGGGGCAGCACCCGCCCUACCCCUGGCGAUAGAGAACUCCAGGGGCCAGCAAGGAAGGAGGAGCCAAAGAGGAGCCAUAAUCAGCCAUCGAGGACCAAAACAGUGAGGAAAUUGAUGACAACCACCAUGGCUCCUCCUCCACCUACAAUAAGGACCACUACCCUCCCUCCCACUACCACAACUACUCGGGCUACCACACGGGCAGCAACAACAGCAAGCCAGCCUACCACAACUACUCAGAGGACCUGGACCACCAAGUCGCCUACCGCCAUGGAGCACCACAGGUUGCCCGUAACGGCCUCGGAGGAUUUCUUCUCUCCCGUGUGGAACGGAAACCGAAAGGAGCGGCAGCGCAGCCACGCAGAGAAAAACCAGGCGGCCACGCGGCGACCAGGCAAAGCUUCCCGCUACGAGAGCUUCACAGAAGUCCCAACAGCGCCCGCAGUGCACUACACGAAGGCAAACGCGGGCAGGUUUAAAGAUAACCGAACAGACAGGAAGGACUAUGGCCACCGGGAGCCAAAUAUCACGCCAGGGCAACACAAGCCAACUAAGAGCAAAGCGCCAAAAAAGAAGGGCCAAGAAAAGAUACUGAACAAUGAAUAUGAAGAAAAGUAUGACCCAAGCAAGCCCACUAGCCCCCAUCUAGAGGAAGAGAUUGCAGUGGGAAAUAUUCCCCCAAAGAAAGGAAAAGAGUCAAAGAAGCAUGACAGAAUAGAUAAACCCGAGAAGAAGAAGAAGAAGGAGAGACCUGACAAAUUGCAGAAGAGUGAGAAACAGUCCAAGAAAGACAAAGCUGAAAAAAAGAGCAAGCAAGACAAAGACCGUAAUAAGAAAAGCAAGAAGGGGAGCAGGACUGGGAACGAGGAGUUCCCCAAGCCCAACAAGAAGCCUUUCUUGCACCCUCCCAGGAAAUCAGUGACAGACCUGCUGGAGUAUUUUGAAGGCAAAAGGCGUCUCAUCCUGAUCACGACCCCCAAGGCGGACAACACCAUGUACGUACAGCAGCGGGACGAGUAUCUGGAGAGCUUCUGCAAGAUGGCCACGAGGAAAAUCUCCGUCAUCACCAUUUUCGGCACCAUGAACAACUGCAGCAUGAAAAUUGACCACUUCCAACUAGAUAACGAGAAGCCCAUGAAAGUAAUCGAGGAUGAAGAUCUUGUGGACCAGCAGCUCAUCAGUGAGUUGAGGAAAGAGUAUGGGAUGACCUACAAUGACUUCUUCAUGGUGCUCACGGAUAUCGAUAUGAAAGUCAAGCAAUACUAUGAAGUACCCAUAGCAAUGAAGUCCGUGUUUGACUUGGUCGACACCUUCCAGUCACGAAUUAAAGACAUGGAAAGACAGAAAAAAGAAGGCAUUGUCUGCAAAGAAGAUAAGAAGCAGUCCCUUGAGAGCUUCUUAUCCAGGUUCCGAUGGAGAAGGCGGCUGGUGGUGAUCUCUGCUCCCAGCGAUGAGGACUGGGCUUACUCCCAGCAGCUUGCUGCCCUCAGUGGACAAGCCUGUAAUUUCGGUUUGCGCCACAUAACUAUCCUCAAGCUGCUAGGACUUGGAGAAGAUAUUGGUGGUGUCUUAGAGCUGUAUCCCAUCAAUGGAAGCUCUACUGUUGACCGAGAGGAUAUCCCAGCCAACCUGGUGAAAGACAUCCGAAACUACUUCCAGAUCAGCCCGGAAUACUUCUCCAUGCUGCUAGUUGGGAAAGAUGGAAAUGUCAAAUCCUGGUACCCUUCCCCGAUGUGGUCUAUGGCCAUCGUGUAUGACCUGAUUGACUCCAUGCAGCUGCGGCGCCAGGAAAUGACCAUCCAGCAGUCGCUCGGCAUGCAGUGCCCCGACGACGAGUACGGUGGGUAUGGUUACCAUAGCUACCACCAGGGAUACCAGGAAGGUUACCAAGACGACUACCGUCACCAUGGAAGUUACCACCAUGGAUAUCCCUACUGAACAGAACAACUUAGCCCUGUGCCUGUUGUCCAAUAGCUACGCAAGCAACAGGCGGGCACGCGCAGAGAGUCCUCCCGGGCCACCCAAGUAUCCCUGCCUCCUCCUUCAGCCACGGGACAUUGGGCAUUUGCCUUCUCGAAAAUGCACACACUUUUACAGUGAAGCAAUUCAAACCAGUAGUAUUGAUGCUUUAAAAAAUAAAGACUCCUUUAUAUUUUUACUCCUUUAUAAACGAAGCGCAUCAGCGGUUGCUGUUUGUUUUGUAUUAAAGGCAAACAAAAAAUCCCCACAGCCCCAGUCUGUGGACGCAACUGUAGGGCAGGACAUGAACUGUACAAAAGACAUUGCUACGCUCUUUUUAAAGUUUGCUUUUUU
This is a messenger RNA of Nothoprocta perdicaria, 3405 nucleotides long. RefSeq names its product coiled-coil domain containing 80 (gene CCDC80). The transcript is spliced from 8 exons. NCBI's taxonomy places the organism in Eukaryota, Metazoa, Chordata, Aves, Tinamiformes, Tinamidae. Bases 205 to 3030 code for a protein of 941 amino acids. The record is from RefSeq and is a predicted model, not a curated record.